AUGGCCACAAUGAUGAGAGCUGCGGUCUACGGCGCGUUCUCUGGGCCGAUCAACAUCCAGGAGGUGCCAAAGCCUUAUGCACCAGCGGGAGGACUGCUUCUCAGAGUCAAGGCCUGCGGCGUUUGCCGCUCCGAUUACCACGGCUGGAAGGGUUUGGACAGCGACAUCGUCCAGCAUGGCCUGCCCUUCACGCCGGGUCAUGAGCUGAGUGGCGUCGUCGUGAAAUUGGGCGAGGGUACAACCAAGUUCCAGGUAGGUGACCGCGUGGCCGUCCCUUUCAUCCUCAGCUGCGGGGCAUGCCGGCAGUGUGCAAGGAGCCGACCUACCAUUUGCGAGGCACAAGCUCAGCCGGGCUUUACCUUUCCAGGUGGCUUCGCAGAGUUCGUAGCGAUACCCCGCGCGGACCGAAACUGCAGCCUCAUACCACCGAAGGUCUCCUUCCUGCAGGCUGCAGCUCUGGGAUGUCGAAUGACGACCGCAUAUCGAGCUGUCAUGCAGCAAGGCCGAUUGAAGCCGGGUGAGACCCUGGCAGUUUUUGGCUGCGGUGGUUUGGGACUCUCAGCGGUGAUGGUCGCCUUGGCCGCGGCAGAAAACGUGCGCGUUUUGGCUGUGGAUCCAAGCGAGGAGGCAUGCAGGAAAGCCGUGGAGCUCGGCGCCUGGCAUGCUUUCGAUGCCAAGGAAGGUGACGAAUAUGUUCGAGCCAAAGUUGCCGAAGUCACCGCCGGAUUUGGUGCCGACGUCACUGUCGAUGCAGCAGGUUUCGCCAAGUCCUGUGAAAAUGCGGUUUGGUGCACCAGGCGCGGUGGUCGAAUGGUCCAGGUUGGCCUGCCACACGGCGAGGAACCCCGCCUACCGAUGGCACGCGUCGCAGGGCUGGAGAUCGAGAUUAUAGGUUCUCAUGGCUUGGCGGCAACGGACAUGCCUUUGCUGCUCUCUAUGGUGGCCGCUGGAAAGCUGCAGCCGGAAAAGCUGGUUGAGCGCGAAGUGAACCUCGAAGAAGGGGCCAAGGCUUUGGAGGCCAUGGCGAACGGCUCAGCCCUGGGCAUGACGAUGAUCACUCGCUUCAAGGACAAGGAUGCGGAAGCAGCAGCAAAGCGAGCAAGGACUGCCUGA
Symbiodinium sp. CCMP2456 is the source of this 1113-nucleotide messenger RNA. Lineage: Eukaryota; Dinophyceae; Suessiales; Symbiodiniaceae. The record is from the annotation of a GenBank genome assembly.